AUGCCUGUAUUAGACACUCGAUUCAAGGGCAUCUGCUUUGAUAUCGGUGGAGUCGUCAUUACGUCCCCAUUAAUCGCUAUUGCACAGUAUGAGCGUGAACGCGGCUUUCCAAGAGACUGGCUCAACGUCCUCAUAACUGGACACGGGCAUGGUGGCUCAUGGCAGCGAUUCGAGCGCGGUGAAAUCGACCUUUACACCUUUUACGACGGAUUUGGUCGAGAUCUCUCCGAUGUUCGACGCGGAAAGUCUUGGUACGCACAAUACUGCACGAAGAAAGGCUGGACAUUCCCAACCCUCCCUCCGAGCUCUGAAAUGAAAGUAGAUGGUAGAGAGCUCUUUGGGCGAAUGAUGCGAGGCUCCCAGUUUGACGAUCUGGUUGUCCGAGCUAUCAAGAUCAUAAGAGCCACAAGACAAUACCGCGUCGUGGCUAUCACCAACAACUUUGCCGGCUCGACGAGCAACGUAGACGAAGAGGAAAAGAAAUUCCUUGGAUGGGAUGGAGGAGCAGCUUCCACGUCUUUACAGCUCCGCGCAUUGUUUGAUGACUACAUCGACUCGUCUGAAGUAGGCUUAAGGAAACCGGAUCCAGCAAUAUACAAACUUGCCUGUGAGCGUAACAGUCUCAAGCCGCAAGAGACCAUUAUGCUCGAUGAUCUUGGAAUGAACCUAAAACCUGCGAAAGAGCUGGGAAUGACCACGAUUCAGGUCAAUAUCGGGCGUUCAGAGGAAGCAGUCCGGAAGCUUGGAGAGUUACUUGCGCUCGACUUGUUGGAUGGAGGUGCGCCUAUGUCGCGCUUGUGA
Serendipita indica DSM 11827 is the source of this 801-nucleotide messenger RNA. NCBI's taxonomy places the organism in Eukaryota, Fungi, Basidiomycota, Agaricomycetes, Sebacinales, Serendipitaceae. The record is from the annotation of a GenBank genome assembly.